GCGUCGGCAGUUUACUCACCGCUGCCUCUGCGUAGGAAAUUAACACCCAAACACUUCACCAGGGAGCGCGGAGGUGGCUGUUAUAUAAAAGAAAGUCAAUAUAAAAUAUUAAGAGAUGCAUUCAGUCACUCUGGACGGUUCGCCUAAAAAGCGGACGUUAUCUCGGGCAAUAAGCGAGGACGAGUCUCUCCGCAGCUUCAUUAAAGAGUCCGAGAGCUCAGCCAGGCGUCUGACACGGAGUGACAGCCGAGCAGGCACCCUGAAGAGGAGGACUGACAGCCAGACAGACCAGGACCUCCUCAUGGGCCUCCCUGAAAUGCUGGAGCUGCAGGCCAGCUAUGACGAGGUGGUGCAGGAGCUGCGUGGGCUGGAGGUAGAGCGAGAGGCUCUUUUGUUCCAGGUGGACGUCCUGCAGGACACACUUGAGGGUGUUGAGGAGCUGCUAGCUGAGGCACAGAGGGAAGCUGGAGAAGCGAACAUGGAGUUGGAGCGAGAGCGGGAGGCCAAGAGAAAACUGGAGAGCAUGGUGUGCUCUCUAAUGCAAGAGGUGGAGAGAUUAAAGGAGGAAGGAAAAAACGAAUUGCCUGCUCCACCGAACACACACGGAAGUGACGAUGAGCCGACAAGACGAGGACGCCAAAUGGAAUAUGAGGACAAAGGCGUGACGGAGGCCUCCUCUCUGAAAGAAUCCUGCAGCGGUGACAGCAAAAGUGGAGUGACAGAGGAAGAAGGAAGCACCCCGACAAAGCUGAAGAAGAUGAUCAGUAAGCCCCUUGCUCACAUGCCCUCUUUGGCUCUAGACCAGCUGAUCUCUGAAGAUGGAGUCCUGAGGAGGCCUUACGAAAACGGGGUGGAAGACAGACGAGAUCCUUCUCCGGACAGAAACGACUCUGACAGCACAAGUGCCUAUGAGGACGCUUCGGCCGAGACUCCGGAGCAGGACCGGAUGUUUCCAGGUGACAAUUUGGAGCUUCCUCAUGAUUCCGAGAAUACCGAGAAGGAUUUGACAGUCGACUGCCAGCCUGACGACCCCAAAAACUCUGAACACUGCUCGGUGUCUUAACUUAUCAGUUUGAUCAGCUACAAGGAGAAAUGUCAGAGGUAAAUAAUUUCACAUCAUUUUGUUUUCCUUUAAAGCGCUUUGAUUCACAGUUUACAUGGACCAGAUUCUUAGAGCGGGCCAAAAGAAACAGUCUUAGCUGUUAACUGUAGCUCUGAGGAGUACUAAAACAACACUUUUCCCAUUAUGACAAUCGAUUAAUCAUUUAGUCAUCCUUAAAUUACAAUGCCAAACUUAGCUUUUUCUUGGUUUUAUAUGUAUGUCAAGUCCUGGACUUCAGGCAUUGUUUAAUGACCUUUUAUUACUAAAUGAUUAUUAGUAAACACUGUUGGCAGCUUGACUUAUGAUGAAAAGGAGUACAAUUAGAUCUAGCUGUCAUUUUUACAAUUUUAAUUUUUAAGUUCAAAACUAAGGAACUCAGGAUCCAGGCGGUUUACUAGCUGUCAACUCAAGACUACUUAAAAUUAAUUGCCAAUAGUUCCUCUUUUCUCUUUAGUACCUAUCAUAUUUUCUUUCUUUUUUAAGUAUGGAUAAAUGUAGAAAUCACUCAUUUUUUUAAUUUGAUUGUUUACCUUUUUAGUAGCCCUCUAACAAGGUAACUCUUAACUAGACACAAAUCAGGAUUUAUCUGUGUUCAAAACACGGUAAGUGCAAAAAAGUACAGCUCACAUAUAGACAACAUAAGAUGAAGUUUGGAGUUAAGAGAGGCAGAGGAAACCUGUAAGAUAGAUUUUGGGUUAUGGGAACAUGCCAUGUAUUUGAUGCCUGAUUUUUAUUUUGUAGCUCUUAAGUAAAUGGCCCUUUUUCCUGUUUUUGUUUUGAAUUUGGGAAAUUAAUUUGGCUGCAUUUGCACUUUUUGAAGUUCUUGUAUCGUGACAUAAAUUUGUCAGAUUACAUCAGAAACAACAUUCCCUUUACAACCAAACAUGUCGGCGAUGGCUGAGCAGCUUUCCUGCUGCAGGCUGUAUCUGCUCUGCCUGCACAGUUUUUACUGUAUGUUUGCACAUUCGCAGAGAAACUUUCUGAAACAAGUCUCUAAAUGCUGUACUCACUUUGUAUUUAAUGGCAAUGUUUUAUGAUUAUUUUUUACAAUGUUACAUUUCCUUUUUUAAGCUUGAAAGAAGAAUCAGACCCUUUCACCUCAUUUGAACAGAUUGCAUGAGCACCGAAGAAUGUAAAACAUUUCCAAUCUGAAGAUGAAUCAAUCUGUCAUUUUUUUUUUCGUGUUUUUGCACGCAGAUCUUUGUUUGGAGACAGUGUCAUUUCCUAAGUUUUAGCAGCUUUAUUAUAGAUUUGAAAUUAUAAGGGAACAUAUCAUACUGGCUAUAUAAAUUUGACACCUCUAAGGGAAAUCAGUUUUAAUCACUGAAAACAAAAUGGAAUAUUGAAGAUAGAAGUUGUUCAGUUGCUGCAUUUAGUUGCAUGUUAUUUUGUGGGUUUUAGGCAGAAUAUGAACGUUUGCAUUGACUCAUUUAUCUUUUUAUGUAACAUUUGUUACACUAGGUGACUGCUACUGAAGUCCUGAUACUGUAGUGCUGAGUGCUUUGCAGCCAGGGUUUGAAAUUUCAGGUCAUUUACACCAACGCUACAGGGCGUUCAUACGUGAACACCCACAAUCAUUCAUCAAGUCUUUUUUUUCAUUCACUGUUCAUUUCAUUUUUCUGUCACAUCAAAUGUUACACAUCACUUUUAAACUUUCCUUAUUUCGCAUUUUCAUUGAUUUUUAUUUGAAUUUUAGCACAGCAUUGGAUUUUUACUUUGUUUUUAUUUUCUUUACAUUUCACGUUCACACAACAAUGCAAAAAUAAAGUUCUUACUGUAGUUUGAUGCCUUUAAGGGGUCUACUUAUUUUUGACAUGUCUUAAGCUUUGUAUGAAACGUUCACGUGUGACUGUAGACGACACAGGUUUAUACUUGUAAUUUAAAUGACAUUGCAGACAUAUCAAAGUAAAGAGUGAAUAAUGAA
Messenger RNA from Cheilinus undulatus (humphead wrasse), 3026 nucleotides. RefSeq names its product leucine-rich repeat flightless-interacting protein 1. Gene Ontology annotation, biological process: regulation of DNA-templated transcription. The coding region runs from base 116 to 1063 and encodes 315 amino acids. NCBI's taxonomy places the organism in Eukaryota, Metazoa, Chordata, Actinopteri, Labriformes, Labridae. The transcript is spliced from 6 exons. The record is from RefSeq and is a predicted model, not a curated record.